UUAUAGCUAAUGUUGCAUUAACAUCACAAUCAAAUGCAGAAAAUUCUAAUCAAGCUAUUUCAGACCAACAAAUACCAACCGAUUCAAUAAAUACGGUAGAUCAAGAUGGACCACUAAAGAAGAAACAAAGGCAAACUCGUCAUGAAACUAAACUUGAAGAAAAAAGCUUUUAG
Messenger RNA from Funneliformis geosporum, 173 nucleotides. Lineage: Eukaryota; Fungi; Glomeromycota; Glomeromycetes; Glomerales; Glomeraceae. The record is from the annotation of a GenBank genome assembly.